Molecule: messenger RNA, 672 nt
Organism: Mollisia scopiformis
Lineage: Eukaryota; Fungi; Ascomycota; Leotiomycetes; Helotiales; Mollisiaceae
Product: RmlC-like cupin
Exons: 2
Cellular component (GO): cell wall
Molecular function (GO): manganese ion binding
Source: RefSeq, a predicted model, not a curated record
GCUGAAAUCAAAGCAAUCCAAGAAGCCCUCAUUCUUGCCCCUUCCGAGAUCGAUCGCGAGAAUAUCCUGUUCACCAACCCCCCUGAUGCCACCAACAUCACGUUCCAAUUCGUGAACGUUACCCACCGUGCCCCAACUGGCGGCGAGAUCGUCCUAAACUCUGUUGACAACUUCCCUGCUCUUAUUGGAACAAAAGUCAGCGCCGCAAUUGGCUUCGUUGACGCCUGCGGCCUCAACGUCCCACACUCGCACCCCCGCGCCAACGAGUUCCUAACUGUCGUCGAUGGCACCCUUAUCGGGGGUCUGAUGCUCGAAGAAAUCCCCGACAACACCGGUGUCAUCAACGCCACUCUUAAUGGCACCAUUCCCAUUCCUAUGGUCACCGCUACGCUCACCAACUUCACCAGGAUGCUAUUCCCCCAAGGCCAAGUCCAUUUCCAGUUCAACCCCACCUGCGAGCCAGCCGUUUUCGCAGCCGCUUUUGACAAUAACGACAGUGGAAGAAUCCAGAUCGCGAAUACAUUUUUCUCGGUUGGGUUUGAUGAUGUGCUUGAGACUGCUGUAGGGAACUCGGAGAGUCUUGGAGCCGCUCAGUUGGAUGCGCUGAAGGGACAUAUUCCUGAUGCGUUUGCGGAGCUGAUGAAUGAUUGUGCGAAGAUGUGUGGGAUUCCU